AUGUACUGGUCCAGUGACUGUCGAGUAGCACAGGUGGCUGAUGUGAUAUCCCGAGACAGAUGGGAACAAAUUAACAAAUUCAUUCAUUUCAAUGACAACAGCAACAUGCCAGCCAACAAUGAUGGAAAUUACGAUAAGCUUUUCAAAAUCAGGCCAAUUAUCGAUUCACUUCUCCCAAAAUUUCAGGGUCUCCCACAAGAUCAAAUGUUGUCUAUUGAUGAGCAAAUGGUGCCAUUCAAAGGUAGAUCUAGUCUAAAGCAAUAUAUCCCCAAGAAGCCAUACAAAUGGGGAUACAAAAUCUUUGUGCUUUGUGAUACAAAAGGCCUGGUGCAUUCAUUUGACAUAUUUGCAGGGAAAAUAGAUCCUGUACCUGGAGAACCUAACAUUGGUGCAAGUGGAAACAUUGUGCUAAAGCUUGCACAAGUUAUUCGUGGUGCUCUCAAUCACUUGCUGUUUUAUGACAACUGGUUUUCUUCCUUGGAUUUGUUUGUUGCUCUUGCAUACAAGGGAAUACCAGCCCUGGGGACUGUGCAGCAAAGUCGCCUGCAAGGGUGCAGUUUCAGCGUAGACACUGAUAUGAAGAAGAAGGGAAGAGGGACAUUUGAAGAGAAAAAGGUUGUUGUAGUCAAUGUAGAAAUAAGAGCAGUAAAAUGGUUUGAUAAUAGAGGGGUGAUCGUUGCCAGCACUUUUGCCAGUGCCCAGCCUGUUUCUAACGUAGAAAGAUGGGAUAGAAAGUCAAAAAAGAAAGUGUCUAUAGAAUGCCCAAACAUCAUCAGCCUGUACAACAAGUUCAUGGGCGGCAUUGAUGCUCUUGAUGCACUAAUUGCAUAUUGUCGCAUCCACAUAAGGUCAAAAAAGUACUAUCAUAGGUUCUUUUUUCAUUUUGUUGACAUGGUCAUUGUAAACAGCUGGUUGUUGUAUCGACGUGAUUGUGAUUCACUGGAUGUACCAAGAAAGAAGCAGAAGGAUUUGCUAGCUUUUAGAACAUCAGUUGCACAGGCACUCUGCAUGCAAGGCAAGGAUAUGUCAAGGAAGAAGAGGGGGCGGCCUUCAUUUGAUGUUGAAAGGUUUUUCGAAAAGAAGAAACAUCGAGGUCCAGCUAAGGCUAUUCCAACACUGGAAGUCCAUUCAGAUGCUGUGGGUCACUGGCCAGUGGUUGAAAGUGGACGGCAACACUGCAAACAACCAAAUUGUAAGGGCCAGACUGUAAUCAACUGUUCAAAGUGCAAUGUUCACUUGUGCCUCAACAACAACAACAACUGCUUUCGAGAAUUCCAUGAGUAA
This is a messenger RNA of Erpetoichthys calabaricus (reedfish), 1284 nucleotides long. Its product is annotated as piggyBac transposable element-derived protein 3-like. The transcript has a single exon. The record is from RefSeq and is a predicted model, not a curated record. Bases 1 to 1284 code for a protein of 427 amino acids. NCBI's taxonomy places the organism in Eukaryota, Metazoa, Chordata, Cladistia, Polypteriformes, Polypteridae.